AUGCAUGAAUCUUUUAUUGAAACAACAUCAAUUACUAGUUAUUGGCAAUUUCUUCGGAUGAUUAAUUGGUAUGAACCAUGGUUAAUUGCAUUAUGUGGUUUUCAUGUAAUUUGUUUAUUAAUUAUUAUUUUAACACGUGGAUAUUUAAAUAUUCAAAUAUUUAUUUUUCUUGGUCUUCUCUCAUGCAUCUAUUGUGCAGAAUAUAUUAAUCAAUUAGCUGCUGAAAACUGGAAAUUAUUUGCCGGAGAUCAAUAUUUUGAUAGUCGAGGUAUGUUUAUAUCAACGGUUUUAUCUUUACCUGUAAUUAUUAAUUGCUGUAUUAUGGUGGGAAUUUGGCUUUAUGAAUCAAUCGUUUUAUUAAAACUUUGUAUUAAACGAAUAAAAAAAAACCGUAUUGAACAAAAUAAUGAUACUGACAAAGAUAACAAGAAGAAAAAAGAAUAA
Molecule: messenger RNA, 444 nt
Organism: Rotaria sordida
Lineage: Eukaryota; Metazoa; Rotifera; Eurotatoria; Philodinida; Philodinidae
Source: the annotation of a GenBank genome assembly